GCUGACUCCAGGGGAAGCAAUGGAGUCUGUGACAGGACUGGGCGCCUCUACCUGUAUCACUACAACGAGGAGCAGCCUUACAUCCCGCUGACCGAAAUCCAGAGGAUUGACACUGCAGCCAUCCUGGACAUCAAAUGGUGCCACGUUCCCAUUGCAGAACAUCCCAUGGCUGGCAUUGCAAACUCAACGGGUGCUGUGGAGUUUUUCCACCUGACGGGAAGUGAGAAGAACAGCUGCAUGUUGGAGCCAUGCUUCAGGGUUGAUCUUGGUGCACAGCGUCUGGCCUUGUCUUUAGACUGGUCCACAGGACGAGAGCAGUGUGGGUGUCCUUUGAGAGUGAUCAGCAGUGACUCAGAGGGGAAGCUGAAUCUUUUCUCCAUAGAUGAAUCUGCUCCUUCUGUGCAUGUCCUGAACCAGUGGGAAGCUCACAAAUUUGAGGCCUGGAUUGCUGCUUUUAAUUACUGGGACACCGAUAUCGUGUAUUCAGGAGGAGAUGACAGCCUGCUAAAGGGCUGGGACACCAGGUGCAGUCCAGAGACUCCGGUCUUCACCAGCCGGAGACACUCGAUGGGUGUGUGCAGCAUUCAGUGCAGUCCCCACCGGCAGAACCUUCUGGCUACUGGCAGCUAUGAUGAGCACGUGCUGCUGUGGGACACCAGGAACAUGAAGCAGCCGCUAGCAGACACCCACGUUGAAGGUGGAGUGUGGAGGUUGAAGUGGCACCCAACCUGUGACUUUGUGCUGCUCGCAGCCUGCAUGCAGAGCGGAUUCAAAAUCCUCGACUGCCGCGGAAGCAUGGCGGAAAACAUGGAGGAAUGUGUCAUCCUGUCCUCGUACGUCUUGCACAAUUCCUUGGCCUACGGGGCUGACUGGUCAAGGCUGUGUCCGAGGGAUUCCUUGACUGUGCAGGACUCUGCUGCUGCGUGCCAGUCUUUGGAGGAGCUCAUGGGAAGAUCAGAGGAAGGAGACGAGGGACUGAAUUUGCAGGUCCAAAACCUGAAGAUAAUUUACGAGUCUCCUACAGCUACUUUUGAUGUAAUAUUGGAUGAGAGCGAAGGCCCUGCCUUGCCGCUCAAAGCACAGGGGGGCUCUAAGCUGUCUGGGGAGCCUGACCUGGUCAGGGGCCCUGAUUUGAAGGGCAGUUCAGGUUUGGCUGGGGGUCCUGACCUAGGAGGAGAUCCCAUGUCAGCCAGCAGUUCUGACUCGGGAGCCAAGAGACCCAACGGAAUGGGCCUCAUCAGAAGAGGGGAUUCAGCCAGGUCUCUGGACAGCCCGAAAGAAACAAGCAUUGUAGCAACUUGUUCUUUCUAUGAUAAUAUCCUCCAUGUCUGGAAGUGGGAGAUGAGCCUGGUGAGCCCUUCCGAGGCACCGAGGUCCGGAUCUCCCUCGGAAAGAACAGUUGCAACUUUGCAUUGA
Messenger RNA from Eurypyga helias (sunbittern), 1416 nucleotides. RefSeq names its product diphthamide biosynthesis 7 (gene DPH7). The record is from RefSeq and is a predicted model, not a curated record. The annotation marks the transcript as partial. Lineage: Eukaryota; Metazoa; Chordata; Aves; Eurypygiformes; Eurypygidae. The transcript has 8 exons. Gene Ontology annotation, molecular function: protein binding.